Haplochromis burtoni (Burton's mouthbrooder) is the source of this 6605-nucleotide messenger RNA. RefSeq names its product diphosphoinositol pentakisphosphate kinase 1b (gene ppip5k1b). Gene Ontology annotation, cellular component: cytosol. The record is from RefSeq and is a predicted model, not a curated record. Gene Ontology annotation, biological process: inositol phosphate biosynthetic process; inositol metabolic process. Gene Ontology annotation, molecular function: 5-diphosphoinositol pentakisphosphate 1-kinase activity; inositol hexakisphosphate kinase activity; diphosphoinositol pentakisphosphate kinase activity. Lineage: Eukaryota; Metazoa; Chordata; Actinopteri; Cichliformes; Cichlidae. The transcript has 31 exons. Bases 578 to 4243 code for a protein of 1221 amino acids.
AAAAGGAGAAAAAAAAAGGAAGGAAGCAGCAGCAGCAAAGCGCCAGCACUGACCUCACGUGAACUUAAAAUGUCGUUUACAACUUCACAGGCAGUUCAGAAGUAAAGAGAGAGGUAGUAGCCGUUUCCCUUCAGCUCGGGUCAGUCAGCGGAAACAAGGAAGUGAGCAGCUGACUGACUUCCAGUUCUCUGCUGCCGCUGGGCAAGAACAAUGGUAUGCAGAUGUUGGCUGUGAGGUUUCCUGUGUCAAGAAGACGCUUCUACGCUGGGACAUGACUCUCUACCUCAGUCCACGUGGAGUCCACGCCAUCUUUUCUACCUCUUAGGACAGCUGCUGUUGUUUUUUUUUGUUUUUUUUCCUGUUUUCUUCUUUCUUUCCUACCUCAGCACAUACUUUAUCAAACUUGUUAUCAGCCAACAGACUUUCGUUUAUGACCAGGCCUUCAAGUUUUAGUCACCCAGUCACGGUCUAUCACAGUUGACUGGUUUUGUUCUUGCUUAGUAGCCACCUUGAUCACAGCCUACCCCCUUCGACGGCAGGAGCAACCUGAAGGAGCCAUGUCACAUUGGAGUGUGUGAUGUUGGAGCCCUGCGUAGGAGCAGCAAGAAAAAAACAGGGUUGGAGCUGCAGAGACAUUCCUCAGUUUGUGGUUGGCUAUGAAAAUUAUCAACGUGACAUGGGCCAAAUGGACGCAGGCAUGAAGAACGAGAUGUUUCGAGAAGAGGAAAUGGACGAUGAUGAUGAGUCGCCCUCAGAGCGACAGAUUGUGGUCGGCAUAUGCGCGAUGACAAAGAAAUCCAAAUCCAAGCCCAUGACUCAGAUCUUGGAGCGCCUUUGUAAGUUUGACUACAUUGAUGUGGUCAUCUUUCCUGAGGAGGUCAUCCUGGAGGAGCCUGUGGAGAAAUGGCCCCUCUGUGAUUGCCUCAUCUCCUUCCACUCCAAAGGUUUCCCUCUGGACAAAGCAGUGGAAUAUGCCAAACUCAGGAAUCCACUGCUCAUCAAUGAUCUCAACAUGCAGUAUUUCAUUCAGGAUAGGAGGGAAGUGUAUCGGAUCCUGCAGGAGGAGGGCAUCGACCUGCCUCGUUACGCUGUGCUGAACCGAGACCCUGACAAUCCUGAAGAGUGUAACCUGGUGGAGGGGGAGGACCAAGUUGAGGUGAAUGGGGAGGUGUUCCACAAACCCUUUGUGGAGAAACCAGUGUGCGCAGAGGACCACAACGUCUACAUCUAUUACCCAACAUCUGCCGGAGGAGGAAGCCAAAGACUCUUCAGAAAGAUAGGGAGCCGUAGUAGUGUGUACUCCCCAGAAAGCAGUGUACGAAAGACUGGCUCUUAUAUCUACGAGGAGUUCAUGCCGACAGAUGGCACUGAUGUAAAGGUUUAUACAGUGGGCCCGGACUAUGCUCACGCUGAGGCCAGGAAGUCUCCAGCACUGGAUGGGAAGGUAGAGAGGGACAGCGAGGGGAAGGAGAUCCGCUACCCAGUCAUGCUGACCGCCAUGGAGAAACUGGUGGCCCGCAAGGUCUGCCUGGCAUUCAAGCAAACAGUGUGUGGGUUCGACCUGCUCAGAGCCAAUGGCCAUUCGUUUGUCUGUGACGUUAACGGCUUCAGCUUUGUCAAAAACUCCAUGAAAUACUACGACGACUGUGCCAAAGUCCUGGGGAAUAUGGUAAUGAGGGAGUUAGCCCCCCAGCUCCACAUCCCCUGGUCCAUCCCCAUGGAGGCUGAAGACAUCCCCAUCGUCCCAACAACCUCAGGAACCAUGAUGGAGCUGCGCUGUGUUAUCGCCAUUAUCCGACACGGAGACCGCACCCCAAAGCAAAAGAUGAAAAUGGAAGUCCGCCAUCCUCUAUUCUUUGAACUGUUUGAAAAGUACGGAGGAUAUAAAACAGGAAAGCUAAAACUCAAAAAACCAAAGCAGCUGCAGGAAGUGCUGGACAUCGCUCGCCUGCUCCUGGUCGAACUGGGUCAGCAUACUGACUGUGAGAUUGAGGAGAAGAAGUCCAAACUGGAGCAGCUUAAGACUGUUCUGGAAAUGUAUGGUCAUUUCUCAGGUAUCAACAGGAAAGUCCAGCUCACCUACCUGCGGAAUGGCAAACCUAAAGCAUCCAGUGAGGAAGAAGAUUCUAAGAAGGAUGGCCCAUCUCUGCUGCUGGUGUUGAAGUGGGGUGGGGAGCUGACGCCUGCAGGCCGGGUUCAGGCUGAGGAGCUGGGCAGGGCUUUUCGCUGCAUGUACCCCGGAGGUCAAGCCGGUAAUCGCCGGUCCCUUGGCUGCGAUUCCCCUAUUGACUUUGGUGACUAUGCCGGGUUUCCUGGCUGUGGCCUCCUGCGCCUGCACAGCACUUACCGCCAUGACCUGAAGAUCUACGCCUCUGACGAAGGAAGGGUGCAGAUGACUGCUGCUGCUUUUGCCAAGGGUCUUCUGGCUCUAGAAGGGGAGCUCACGCCCAUCCUGGUUCAAAUGGUAAAGAGUGCCAACAUGAACGGACUGCUGGACAGUGACAGCGAUUCUCUGACUGACUGCCAGCAGAAAGUGAAAGCCAGGCUGCACGAGAUCAUGCAAAAGGACCAGGACUUUACAGAGCAGGACUACCAAAAGUUGGCUCCGACUGGCAGUCCGUCACUGGUGAACUCCAUGAAGGUCAUAGAGAAUCCAGUCAAAACCUGUGACAAGGUGUAUGCCCUCAUCCAGAGCCUUACAUCGCAGAUCCGAAAGAGACUAGAGGACCCCAAGUCUGCAGACCUACAGCUUUACCACAGCGAGACGUUGGAGUUGAUGCUACAGCGCUGGUCUAAGCUGGAGAGAGACUUCCGCAUGAAGAAUGGGCGCUACGACAUCAGCAAGAUCCCAGAUAUCUACGACUGCAUCAAAUAUGACCUUCAGCAUAAUGCCUCUCUUGACCUGGAGGACACGCGGGAACUUUUCAGACUGUCCCGUGCUCUGGCUGAUAUAGUCAUACCACAGGAGUAUGGCAUCAACAGAGCAGAGAAAUUGGACAUCGCCCAGGCUUAUUGUGUUCCCCUGAUGAAGAAAAUCCAACUGGACCUGCAAAGGACCCAUGAGGACGAGGCUGUCAACAAGUUGCAUCCUCUGUAUUCUCGGGGUGUCAUGUCUCCUGGGCGUCACGUCCGCACACGCCUCUACUUCACGAGUGAGAGCCACGUUCACUCCCUGCUCAGCAUCUUCCGCUACGGAGGCCUGCUGAAUGAGGAGAAGGACCAGCAGUGGAAGCAAGCAAUGGACUACCUGAGUGCUGUGACUGAACUCAACUAUAUGACACAGAUAGUCAUCAUGCUGUACGAAGACAACAACAAGGACCCCUCCUCAGAGGAGCGCUUCCAUGUGGAGCUUCACUUCAGUCCAGGAGUAAAAGGAUGUGAAGAUGAAGAGACUAUUCCUCUUGGAUUCGGCUUCCGGCCGGCCUCCUCAGAGAAUGAAGACAAGAAGCCUAAUCAGGGCAGUCUGGAGGACCUUUCUCAGGAUGAGCCGGACCAGGCACUUCAAGUCUCUGAUCCAAUCAACAUUCAGCGAAGGUCUCCCAUGAUUCGGAACCGCAAGACUGGCUCCAUGGAGGUCCUCUCUGAAACCUCCCCCACUCAUUCCGCCAAAGGCUGCACCUCCCAUCGACUCUUCAUAUCCUGCUCACGCCAGUCUCCUGAGAUCAAACCAGCCAGUGGCUUAGGCUCGCUCUGCUCUGGCCUCUUCAGUGCCUCAGCCCUCGGGGUGUCCUGUAGCGCCCCCAACCUUCGGGACUACGUCCGCACACACCACCGUCACCACCACCCGAAGCCUCCUCUGUCCCCCGGCAGUUUGCCGUGCAAGAGUGGCAUGUUUGAGCUGUUGUCUAUGCCGGCAGUAAAGAGAUUUUCUGUGUCGUAUGCCAGGCAUCCGACUAAUGGCUUUGAAGGAUGCUCCAUGGUGCCUUCCAUCUACCCGCUGGAGACGCUGCACAACUCACUUUCCCUGAAGCAGGUGGACGAGUUUCUCAACUCGGUGUGUGAGAGCAACAGUGAGGUCCAGGCCAAAACCAUGAAAGCGCUCUCUGGCUUGUUUGCCUCUCAGAGCCAGAUUUCUCUCUAUAGCCCGCAGCAGCCUCUUUCCUCCUCUGGAUCUGAAGCAUCUCUUCGACCGCCUGGCCAGCCUUUGUGGCAUGGCAGCAUCCCCUCCAGUGCUGUAUCCAGUGCGGGCCCCUCAUCCCCGAUUACAGAGUCUUCUGGUCUGAACUUCAGCUUCAGUGAGUAGGUCGUCUGUUUGGAGAACCACAAGGACCUCUGGGAAUCGGAGGCCACGGUGUAACGACUUCACUUCCUGCGCUGUUAUUCAGCCUUCUGCUCAUAUUCACGAUGUCAGACGCGAUAUGAUCAAACAAACUGUGCACAGCGAUUCUCCUGCUGCACCCCCGCUGCACCACCACUGACUGCACUAUCCUCACCACGCCUGCUCUUCUCCAUAAAGAGGAAAUAAAGAAAAAUACGUGGGACCUCUCAUCGCCUCGAUCCACCUCCUCAGAUCACUCACACUUUCCUGAACCGUCCAUUGUGCCAACAUUCAGACCAUUUGUGCCUUUAGUUUAAUUUGGAUCAGAGCAGUGCUUGCUAUUUGCUCUGGAGAUGGUUUUUCCCCCUCACACAUCAGCAGUCUGUUUUUCUCACCUGAACUGCCGACAUUUCAGGUUCAAAUGCGUCACGGACUUUAAGUCUGUGGUGGAUUUCAUCCAAAGAUCAGCACGCCUGCUUUCUAACCAAGAAUUACAUUAUCAAUACUGCUCUCAUAUCUAGCUGUUAGCUCAGCUUGGCAAAUAGACUGGGAAUGGGGAAACAGCCUGUUUUAAAGAUGGCAGAACAGUAGUAGUCUUUUCUUUUUAUAAAUUCUAUGUUUUAUCUUUUUUCUUUUUUUAAUAAUAGGUAAAUUGAACAUUAAGUGUUAGUUUUUCAAGCAGUUUUACCUUAGACAAGGCCACUGUUAGCUGUUUCCAUUCCUUAAAAAGGCUGAACUACCUGCUGGAUUUGAGAGUUAAUCAUGUUAUUUAAGGCUUCAGUCAUACAGACUUGGAGACCAGUUAGUGAGCACUGACGUAAAACGUCCUCAUGAUUCCUUUUUAUCAGAUUUGCCACAGUCACGUGUAGUUUGCAUGGAAGAUGCCAGUCUGUCUGUAAACACCUCCGUCAAUAACUCAAAACCAAACAGGAUGCUCAAACUGAUACCAGAGGUUCAUCUACUAAAAAUGUCGGACAAGUUUGAAUCUAAGAGGUGUGAAAAUCGAGUCUGGUUUCCUUCGCACUUUUCACAGUUUCACUGCUGCUUGGUGACUGUUUGUUGACAGGUGUGCAGACAACAGAUGGGAUCUGCAACAGCCACCAACCAAUCGCCAACUGGAUUUUGGAUACAUAUUUUUCCCUAGUUGUCGCCGACCCGUCUCUAAGCCUGUUAUGACUGAAGUCUAUCCUGUUGCAAGAAAAGAAGGAAGGGUAAUUUAACCAAAAAUGUCAAAAUGUUCCUAUAUCUGUUUCACACAUCAAACGUCUGGAUUACAAAAUCAGGUCUCCCGCAGACUGAAAACCAUCAUGUAAAGCUUGUAACACUGUAACCAAAGCAACCACAGCCCAAAUACUCUCUAAUGUAACAUACAAAGCAUCUGCAGAGAUGCAAGUUUGCAGUGUGCCUGAUAAAUUAUUGCUCACAUGAUUUGUUUUACUUCAUGCAUUAAACAAAAAAAGAGUAGUAUAUUUUAUAAUUUUUCACUCAUGCCAGCCUGAUCAAGCUGUUUAGCUCUGUGUUCUUCAGCUGUUAAGUAGGAACAAAGACGCAUCUGUAAAUGUGCCUUCAGAUAAUAAUGUGAUAUUAAAUCCAAAUGUUAGGAACCUGCUGUAUUCUUUUACUGAGAUGUUUUAGAGUUACAGGGAUAAGCCACUUGAUUAAGUCAGUAGUAUAGUUGUGUCUGCAGUCUGUCACCAUAUAUUGAGAUGUGUUUUUAAUGUCAAAUGACUGUUUCUCAUCUCAUUAAUCAUGCUCAGGUAAAGCAGUAUAAUCCAAAGGUUGCAACUGGUUCAUCAGUUUGUGACUGAACUGUUGGACGGUCAGUUCACUUUCAAUUCAGAAAAUAAUUACAGUUAAUUGAAAUUCCAAAAUAUAUGUUAUUACUUUGACAAAAGCCUGUAAACAAAAUGAAAAGCUGAAUCUGAUUGUGGGCAUUGUGGUCAGUCGGCAUUGUCAGCUUUAACAAAGUAUAAACAGCAGGGGGGGAGUCCCUCUUUUCAUUACAAAGCGGUUCAAUUGAAAAAAAACCCUGACCUUCGAAACUUGAAACUUCUGCUGUUGAAUGAAUUUCUGAAUUUUAGCCAUCUUGUAAAAGAGUUCUAGAUUUUUGAUUUUUGAAGGCUAAUAACCUGUUUUUAUCGUAAUUGUGAGUUGAUGUUGGUGUAGUUGUGUAUUUAUGUGGUUAUUUAAUGUCAGCCAAAGAGAGGUGCGUGUGUGUGCGCGCUCUGUUUAACGAGGUUUAAAGGUGUAAGAUGUCUGUGAUGCCCUGUCUUCUGUGGUUCAGGUCAGGCUGUGACAUCGGGGAAAGGAGAGGGGCAAUAAUAAAAAGAGAAAAUAAAGACUGAAA